AUGGAGGAUGCCAAGCUAGCUUCCAUACCUAUGAAACUGUCCAAGGGCAGUGGUACAAGAUUGGAGAACUUUGCUCCCUAUCGACGUCUCAUAGGUCACUUAAUUUACCUCAUAAAUACUUGGUUGGACAUCACUUUUGCUGACAGUAAGCUCAAUCAAUACCUCGACUAUGCCACGGACUCACACUUUAAAGCGGGGCUAUAUGUUUUAAGAUACCUCAAGCAAGCCCUGCUAAUACCAUCCUUUUUCCCCCCUGUUGAUCUCUCUUUGACUGCAUACUCAGACUCUGAUUGGGGAGCUUGUCCCGAUUCUCAUAGGUCCGUGUCUGACUAUUGUUAUUUCCUUGGACAAUCACUCAUCUCGUGGAAGAGCAAAAAGCAGACGACCAUGGCUAGAUCCUCUGUUGAGGCAGAGUAUUGUGCCUUAGCUCUGGCCACUUAUGAAGGCUUGUGGCUGUCUUACAUCCUUCGUGACUCCAAGCUUCCUUUAAGGUCACCAAUUAGACUAUACCGUGACAAUAACUUUGCCUUGCACAUAGCAGCCAAUCCCGUUUUCCAUGAACAAAUUACAACACGUUGA
Molecule: messenger RNA, 579 nt
Organism: Arachis ipaensis
Lineage: Eukaryota; Viridiplantae; Streptophyta; Magnoliopsida; Fabales; Fabaceae
Product: secreted RxLR effector protein 161-like
Source: RefSeq, a predicted model, not a curated record